UGGGACGGGGACGGGAUCACCGACCGGACGAGCACCGUAGGCGGCUGGCCUGGCAGGGGGAGUGAAGGGGGGGAGCAGCCACGGCGACCUAACGCCACCGUACGAAAGUAGUUCCCGAGUGGGCUGAGCCCCGCUCUCGGUGCAGCCCCGCAGCAGGGAACGACGUGGAUUCCUCACCCGGAACAACACCGGACCACUGCCCACUUCUGGAAACUCUAUUUUUUUCAAAGAAAGGAAACACAUUUGGGAAGUAUUUGGAAGAAGCGCGCGCUGUUUAUGGAUUUAAUGGACUAACCAGGCACCAUCUCUAGAUACAAAAGACAUGUAAACAGGAAGCUUCAGAUUCUUAAAUGUCACCAGGAAAGGCACGGCUGUUUACACCCUUGGCAGAAAAGGAGCUGUGAGAUAACUGGCGAGCUGCUUAAGGGAUUAAUUUCUGAGAAACACUGCUUCCAAGGCAAGUGAGCCAUGCCUUUCAGGCUGAAGCUGAGGAGGACCAGGCGUUACAAUGUCCUGAGCAAGAAUUGCUUUGUAACACGCAUUCGAUUGCUGGACAGCAACGUCAUAGAGUGCACGCUGUCUGUGGAGAGCACAGGGCAGGAAUGCCUGGAAGCUGUAGCUCAGCGAUUGGAAUUGCGUGAGACUCAUUAUUUCGGACUUUGGUUCCUUAGUAAGACUCAGCAGGGACGAUGGGUGGAGUUAGAAAAAGCUCUGAAAAAACAACUGGACAAAUUUGCCAAUGAACCUCUCCUCUUCUUCGGAGUGAUGUUCUACGUACCCAGUGUGUCAAGACUACAGCAAGAGGUCACAAGGUAUCAGUAUUACCUUCAAGUAAAGAAAGAUGUGCUUGACGGGCGACUUCCUUGUACGUUGGAGCAAGGCAUCAGGCUAGCUGGUUUAGCCGUGCAAGCUGAUUUUGGAGAUUAUGGGCAGUAUGAGUCUCAGGAUUUCCUCAGGGAAUAUGUCUUGUUCCCAAUGGACUGGACUCAGGAUGAACGGAUGUUGGAGGAAAUGACAAUGAGGGUAGCAAUGCAACACCAGGCCUACAGUGGGAUGCCACCUGCAGAGGCAGAGUUGCUAUAUAUCAAGGAGGUGGAACAACUUGAAGGCUUUGGGCAAGAAAGUUUUCCGGCUAAGGACAGCAUUGGAAAUGAUGCUUUUAUUGGCAUUUCCUUUAUGGGAAUAUUUGUAAAGCUCAGGAAUGGACGUCCAACUACAACAUAUAGAUGGAAUGAGGUUGGAAAUAUUACACACAAUAAGUCUUCAAUUAAUGUAGAAUUAACAAGCAAAGAAGAAACUGUUUUGUUUCACACAGAUGACAUUGAAAUGGCAAAAUACAUCUCACGGUUGUUCACAGCAAGGCACAAAUUUUACAAACAGAACAAAAUUUGCACAGAACAAACGCAGUCAUGUUCCCCAACGCCUGUACGCAGACAACCUACAUGGAGCAGAUCAUCUUUGUCAAGACAGCAGCCUUUUAUACUGCCACCUAUGCACGUCCAAUAUGGAGAUUAUCCUGAAACAAACACCUCACAAGAUAGUAUUUACCAUGGCAAUGAGGAAGGGUUCUACUGCAGGUCUCAGAGUAGCUUGGACAGGUGUCCGAUGGAAUACAAUUACAUGAAUGGAACUGUGCCAAAUGGCAGUGUCUAUAGUGCGCCGAGUAUGAACUCAUUAAAUCAUUCACAAAACUUCAUCCAGGCAUCUCCCGUAUCCUCCAAUCUCAGCAUUCCUGGAAGUGACAUCAUGCGUGCAGAUUACAUCCCCAGCCACAGGCACAGUGCUAUCAUUGUGCCUUCGUAUAGGCCUACGCCUGACUACGAGACUGUGAUGCGGCAAAUGAAACGUGGUGUCAUUCAUAUGGAUAGUCAAAGCCAAUCACUGAGGAACCUCAAUAUUGGAAACACUCAUGCGUACAACCAGCCAGAAGCUAUGGUUUACAGUCAACCAGAGAUCAGGGACCAGUACCCCACUCGCUAUGGGUCAAAGCACAGUUACAAAAAACCUGUGCCCACAACUGCCCAACCAAAUGCCAACCAACCUGCGCCCAGCAGGACUGCAAACAGUGCAAUCUCCCACACAGUGAGCACCCCCGAACUUGCCAAUAUGCAGCUACAGAAUACGCAGAAUGCCAGUACCACCCACAUGUUGAGAAACCAUUUCUGCAGACCACCCCCUCCGUACCCCCGUCCUCGGCCUGCCACCAGUACGCCAGACCUUGCCAGUCACCGCCAUAAGUACGUGAGUGGCAGCAGUCCGGAUUUGGUUAGUCGGAGAGUGCAACUCUUUGUCAAGACAUUUCAAGAGGAUAGUUCGCCUGUGGUUCACCAGUCCUUGCAGGAGGUCAGCGAGCCCCUCACAACAGCCAAGCAUCAUGCAGCCGUUAACAAGCGUCACAGCCUGGAGGUGAUCAGCAGCAUGGUACGUGGUAUGGAGGCCAUGGCGCUGAAGACUUUAAGUGCUUCUGCCCCUCAGCGCAGGAACACCAUGCGUGAUCAACGUCGCCACGAGGAUCAGGUGCAGGAGGUUCAACAGCAGCCUCCAUAUCAUCACAAAAAGACGCUGUCAGAUGCCACCAUGCUUAUUCACAGCAGUGAGAGUGAAGAUGAAGAAGACAGUCCCGAUUACGAUGUUCAGAUUCCGGCAUUUAAUGACACAAUGGGCUACAGAGCACAGCUGCAGGCAGCAUUGGCAAAAAUACCAAACAAGCCCCCUCCUGAAUAUCCAGGAAACAAAAAGAGUGUAAGCAAUGGAGCCUUGAGGCACGAAGAGGAUAAAAGUGCUGAACUCAUUGUCAGGACCAAGUUGCCUGGUCCUGAACUUGAUACCUUCUCGAGAAAUGAACAGAUGAUGCUCAAUGGGUCGUCACUUGGGCCAUCUAUUUCUGAGCCUGACCUGACUAGCGUGAAAGAGCGUAUCAAAAAGGAGCCUGUCAAAGAAAGACCUGUGUCUGAACUUUUUUCUACUGAAGACAGUAUUGUGGAAAGGGAAAUCAUGUUGAGGAAUUUAGAAAAGCAGAAAUUGGCAGCAGCAGAAGCUCAGAAGAUAGGACCACUCAAGUGGGCUGCCCUCAAUGGUCUGUCGAUGGCUAGAGUUCCAGUGCUCGAGGACAGCCAAGAUGACACUUCAAAGGUCCUGAUGGAUGAAAGGUGUAAGAUGCUUGAAAGAAAGCUGGAGGAAGAUAUGGUGUUUACAGAAUAUGAGCAGAUCCCAAAGAAAAUGGUAGAUGGUGUUUUCACCACGGCAACUCUUCCAGAAAACGUAGAACGGAAUCGUUUCAGGGAUGUUGUUCCAUAUGAGGAGAACAGGGUGGAACUUGUGCCAACCAAAGAAAACAACACUGGCUACAUAAAUGCCUCUCAUAUAAAGGUUACUGUGGCUGGAGAAGACUGGCACUAUAUUGCUACACAGGGACCCCUGCCUCAUACGUGCCAUGACUUCUGGCAAAUGGUGUGGGAGCAAGGAGUGAAUGUUAUUGUCAUGGUUACAGCGGAAGAGGAGGGAGGAAAACCAAAGACCCAUCGAUACUGGCCCAAACUGGGCUCAAAACACAGCUCAGCAACUUAUGGAAAAUUUAAGGUGACAACAAAAUUCCGCACAGAUUCUGGUUGCUAUGCAACUACAGGUUUAAAAGUCAAGCACCUGUUGUCUGGGCAGGAGAGGACCGUAUGGCAUUUGCAGUACACAGACUGGCCAGAUCAUGGCUGUCCAGAAGAUGUUCAGGGUUUCUUGUCUUACCUUGAAGAAAUUCAGUCAGUUCGGCGGCACACCAACAGCAUGCUGGACUCCAACAGGAGCUGUAAUCCACCAAUAGUUGUGCACUGCAGUGCAGGAGCUGGAAGAACAGGGGUGGUGAUUCUAACAGAAGUUAUGGUUGGUUGCUUGGAGCACAAUGAGAAGCUGGAAGUGCCAGUUAUGCUGGGAUUUCUCCGUCAACAGCGGAUGUUAAUGGUACAGACUAUAGCCCAAUACAGGUUUGUCUACCAGGUCCUCAUACAGUUCCUGAAGAACUCUCGACUGAUUUAGCUACAAAUUUAUAUUUUGAAUUUGAACCAUCUUACCAUUUAGCCGUGGAAAUGGAGCUAGCUCUUUCAAAAAAUAUCAAGUCAGUAUGGCAAGUACUGUGUCUUUUGGUACUUUGACUUUUGGAAGUGAUUCUGUAGCAAAUCUUGCUAGUUUCAAAUAAGAUUCAGUGGGAGCUUGCCGUGAAUUCUGAAUUACUGAAGUAGCAAGAAAGAACAUUUAAUACACAGACUUGCCAGGGGAAGAUGGUGGAAUUUCUUUAACACAAAGAUAAUUUCCAACCAAAAGAAAUGGAACACUGUCUUGAGUGAAUGUUGGAAAUGCUGCACUCUUAAUCAUUUAAUAUUUUAAUUAUAUCUAUUAAUUUUAUGACAAUUCAAUCUUUUAUAUUUUGAAUUCCAUUUCUCUCAAGGCUUUCAAACUUGUCUGCAGGAUUUUAUCUAUACAUGUAGCACAGCAAUCAUGGGUAAUUUGUGGAAAGUGUUUCUUUCAGAGCAAGUCUGGCUCACAUUAGUAUUAUUUGUCUUUAUAAUCAACCAAGCUCUCUGCUAUCUAACUCAAAACUAUGGCAUGUAACAGUAAGCUCUGUAUGCCCAAUGACAUUUUCUUCAUGGAGGGUGAAUGGGUUCAACAUUGCUUAAGUGACUUAGGGUUGGACUAAUUACAAGGAAACACAAUAACAAGCAUUUAUUUUAAAGUAAGUCUAUAGUAAGAAUCUGGAAAUUCAUUAGUACUUCAAUUGUGGGGCAGGGCAAAUUUCAAAACCAAAAGAGAAUAUAUGGGAUUUAUUCCCUUGGAACUUCAAAUGUUAACAUUCUUUCAUGUCUGAGAAACUGGAUGUGAUUUUAAAAAAAUACAAGUAUCUUUUGAUACAUUUAUAUGCCCAAAAGCACAGCAGCCCAAAAUUUUGCUCUAUUCUCUACUUAAGCUAAUGAUCAAAUAAAGUUUCAUAGACUGUUGAAACAAAAAAACUUAAGGUUAAUUAUAUAUAAGUAGACAUCUGGUCACUAAUUAAAAUGGCAGUAUUUUCAUGUUUGUUCAAGAUUUAUUACUAAACUGAACUGUAGAUUUUGUCAGUUCUACACUAAAUGCUGUGUUAUAUGCCAUUAUCCUGAGAACUGCUACUGCCUACAUUCUUUCAAAUGCUUCCUUUAUGGAUGCUGUUUGAUUUGUAGUAUCUCCAGCAAUUGUUUCAGAAUUUUUGUAUCAGAAUUUUUGUAAUAAUUAUUUAUUUUUUAAAUAUUUGCACCAGUUUAUAGUGCAAGAGAGAACUGGGUGUAUAUGAGAUUUAUGUUCCAAAUAAAAACAAAAUCCCUGUUAA
Hypanus sabinus (Atlantic stingray) is the source of this 5344-nucleotide messenger RNA. RefSeq names its product tyrosine-protein phosphatase non-receptor type 14-like. Gene Ontology annotation, biological process: protein dephosphorylation; lymphangiogenesis. NCBI's taxonomy places the organism in Eukaryota, Metazoa, Chordata, Chondrichthyes, Myliobatiformes, Dasyatidae. Gene Ontology annotation, molecular function: protein tyrosine phosphatase activity. Gene Ontology annotation, cellular component: cytoskeleton. The transcript has 19 exons. The record is from RefSeq and is a predicted model, not a curated record. Bases 469 to 4026 code for a protein of 1185 amino acids.